AUGAGGACUAUUUCCCUUGUAUUGCUGCUUGGUGUGGUGGCCAUUUUGUUUUGUCCUGUCACAUCGAACACACAUGAUGAUGUAAAGGCCCUGCUCACAAACAUCUUCACAACCAACUCGUACAACAAGAUGGUUCGUCCUUCUGCAGACCAGUCACUUCCUACUGUUAUGUACGUGAAUUUGAAUCUAGUUGGAAUAACCGACAUCGACGAGGUUCAAGAAAAAAUGUCUUCCACGGCAUUCUUGGAGCUAUAUUGGAUAAACGACUACAUCAAUUGGGACCCGUCUGCUGAUAACGAUACUGAGGUCAUAUACGUACCACAGAAAAAUAUAUGGAAACCGGAUAUUGCUUUGGAAAAUGGUUUUACAAAACUGAAGGAGCUUGGGGAUGACUUUUUACUGACUACAAUAUAUGCCGAAGGCCUAGUCAAUUGGCGUCCGUACGAGGUGUUUGAGACGAAAUGUUCGAUUAAUAUACAAUAUUUCCCUUUUGACAAACAAACAUGCGACAUCAAAUUUGGUGUUUGGACUAGCCCGCUGAGUGACGUUGACGUCGAGCUAGGGAGUAAAGGUAUCUUACUUGAUGAGUAUCAGACCAAUGGCGAAUGGGAUCUCCUAACAACGUCUGCCAAAUCUUCAGAAUCACAGCAGGAGGGAGCUAUUGUUACAUUCUCUAUCACGGUAAAGAGGAAACCUCAGUACAUUCUUUACAAUGUCGUGCUUCCCAUCAUAAUGUUGUCACUGCUGUCUGUGUUCGUUUUUGCCUUACCUGUUGAUAGUGGUGAGAAGAUGGGCUAUAUCAUGACGUUAUAUUUGGCGUUCGCUGUCUUUCUAACAAUUGUAAGUGCGUCACUUCCAGUUAGUUCUUCGAUGUCGCUAUUAAGUUUGUAUCUUAUAUUACUCCUGUCUUUGGGCACUGCAAUUGUCAUGAUCACUACUUUGGAGCUUCGACUUCACUAUCGUGAUACUGAAGUACCCAUGUUAGCAAAAAUGAUCGUUCGCUUAAGCAAAGCGUUGCGGUGCCACAAGUCGAAUAAGAAAGUUCAGGACCUGAGUAAAAUUGAGGCUACCGUUUCGAAUGGCAAAGGAAAAAUGGGAAAAUCCCCGUUGGAAGACCAAGCAAAGCUUUCGCCUGUGAAACCGUUCGUAGAACUGGAGUUGACUUGGCCGGAUGUGACGUCAGCGAUUGACUUCUUCUGUUUCUGGUUUUUCUUGGUGGCAAAUAUUGUGAUAACGGAUAGUGUAUUUGUUGAUGGCUUUUUCAAGAGUAAGUCUUGA
This is a messenger RNA of Mizuhopecten yessoensis (Yesso scallop), 1278 nucleotides long. RefSeq names its product acetylcholine receptor subunit alpha-type unc-38-like. Gene Ontology annotation, molecular function: extracellular ligand-gated monoatomic ion channel activity; neurotransmitter receptor activity; transmembrane signaling receptor activity. Gene Ontology annotation, biological process: chemical synaptic transmission; signal transduction; monoatomic ion transmembrane transport. The record is from RefSeq and is a predicted model, not a curated record. The transcript has a single exon. The coding region runs from base 1 to 1278 and encodes 425 amino acids. Gene Ontology annotation, cellular component: synapse; membrane; neuron projection. Lineage: Eukaryota; Metazoa; Mollusca; Bivalvia; Pectinida; Pectinidae.